This is a messenger RNA of Arvicanthis niloticus (Nile rat), 2179 nucleotides long. The record is from RefSeq and is a predicted model, not a curated record. Lineage: Eukaryota; Metazoa; Chordata; Mammalia; Rodentia; Muridae.
GAUGACUCAGAGUGGGCGAAGCCUCUAGGAGACAGUUGUGUUGGCUUUCAGGAGCUCAGCUCAGGACCCUGCGGGAGAAGGGUCACGUACGGAUAUUCGGAAGGAUAAAGAGCGAUGACCACGCCUGCGGGCUCCGGCGCCGGCUUCGGCUCUGUGUCCUGGUGGGGUCUGUCCCCAGCGCUGGACCUACAGGCUGAAAGUCCUCCUGUAGACCCAGAUUCACAGUCGGAUACAGAGCGCAAGGUCCCAGAGCUGGAUGCCCUGCUGUUAGGUUCUGUGGAUGGGAGACACAUGCUGCGGACGCUGGCCAGGGCGGCGCUCUGGCCUCGCAGGAGGUUCAAUUUUUAUGUGCUGGAGAAUAAUCUGGAAGCGGUGGCCAGACACAUGCUGUUCUUCAGUCUAGCCCUACAGGAGCCUGAGAAGAUGGGGCUCCAAGAGAGGAGUGAGACCUUCCUGGAGCUGUGGGGGAACGCGCUGCUGCGACCCGCUGUAGCAGCCUUCCUGCGAGCCCAGGCUAGCCACCUGGCUAAUCUGGUCCCGGAGCCUGAUCGCCUGGAGGAGCAACUACCCUGGCUUAGCCUUCGGGAGCUCAAGUUCCGCGAGCGGGAUGCCCUGGAGGCCGUGUUCCGCUUCUGGUCAGGUGGGGAGAAGGGACCGGAAGUUUUCCCCAUGACUCGCCUUUGGGACUCGAGGUUGCGCCACUACCUGGGUUCCCGCUACGAUGCCCGGCGUGGUGUUGCCGACUGGGACCUGCGCAUGAAGCUGCAUGAUCGAGGGGCCCAAGUCAUCCAUUUCCAGGAAUUCCGACGCUGGCGGGACAUAGGUGUUGCCUUUGAACUCAGAGACUUGAGUGCUUACCACGUGCCCAACAGGACUCUGGCGUCGGGUCGCCUCCUGAGCCACCGUGGGGAACGCGUAGCUGCGCGCGGAUACUGGGGGGACAUCGCCACGGGGCCCUUUGUGGCUUUUGGCAUCGAGGCAGACGACCAGAGCCUCUUACGAACGAGUAAUGGACAACCGGUCAAGACUGCAAGCGAGAUCACUCAGCACAAUGUUACAGAGCUGUUCCGAGAAGUGGCCGCCUGGAGGGGCCCGAGAGCCAUCCAGGGGAACGUGAAGGAGACCGAGUCGCCCAAGCCAGAUGUGCCUGCUCAAGAACCCUUCACUAUCCACUUUCUGCCUCUCGAUUCUUCGCAGACUCUCCACCACAAGACUUGCUACCAGGGUCGGUUCCAGCUCCUCUAUGUGUCCUGUGGGAUGGUCCAUCUACUCAGCCCUGAGCUCGGAGCUUGCGUGGCCCCCGGAGGGAACCUGGUUGUGGAAUUAGCUCGGUACUUGGUGGACCUACGGCCCAAGGAGCUGAAGUCGUUCUCUGACCGUGUUGUGGAGCUAGCGCGGGCGGCUGGGUUCGCCCCUCAUACCGGAACCAAACCCUCGGAGAUCUUUGCGCGCUUCUACAAGUUAGGGGACUCUACUCCGGAUGGCGAAGACGCAGCUGUAGAAUCCGGACCCGAGCCCUCCAAGGUCCUGGCCUCUCCCGCAGAAUUGAUGAACCCACCCCAGGCUGACCAGGUCCCUUCUCUAGAGGCGAUGAGCCCACCCCAGGCUGAACAGACCUCAUCUCUAGAAUCGAUGAGCCCAGCCCAGGCUGACCAGGCCCUGCCUCCAGAAGCAAUUAGCCCACCCCAGGCUGAGCUAGCCCUGCCUCUAGAAGCAAUCACCCCUCCCGAAGCAAAUCUGGCCCCUCCUCUGGAAGUGAUAAGCCCACACCAGGAAGCUCUGGCAAUGUCCUCGGUGGAUGCACCUCCAAAACAUGUAACAUGAACCCCAGGGACCCAGUAUCCCACCUUGAACAGCUGAAGCAGGCCCCGGGAUUGACACCAGCUCAGCCCACCUCUGGAAUGCUCUGUGCUCCUUCUCAACCCCAGUGAUAUAACUAGAAUUUCAAAUUCCUUUCCUGGAACUCUCAGCUCUACUCUUUUUUUUUGGGGGGGGGGGGUUCCAAGAUUGUUACCCGAGACUUAUCUUGAAUCACAGGCUGGAGGUACAACCCUGGGCUCCAGAUCCUCUCUUUUGUCUCGGGCCUUUCUUGCUACUCUUGGGAGGGACAAGGACAUAUCCUCCCUUGAAUGUGGUUCAAAUAAAGAGCGCAGGGUCACCUCUGUGUGUCCUGUCCUCA